Molecule: messenger RNA, 2395 nt
Organism: Tuber aestivum (summer truffle)
Lineage: Eukaryota; Fungi; Ascomycota; Pezizomycetes; Pezizales; Tuberaceae
Source: the annotation of a GenBank genome assembly
ACCUAUCCUACCGGUAUAUCAUGGCCCUUUCAAUAUAUAUUCAAAAAACAAAUGCUUCCUUCCAACACCAUCUACAGAGUUCAGAAUAUGACCCUGUUGGUGCUGCUGUCAAAAUGUUAACCAGCACUUUUUGUCUCUUAACUAGCUUUCUAGCCACUCUAGCGCGUGCCUCCAAAGUUCCUGUGACCUCCAAUUUCUCCAAUACUCCUGCUAUUUCGAAUAUCGCAGUGGCCGACGAACCACCAGUCGGGUCGAUCGUAAGGACUGAGCUAUCGCCGCUACUGUCAAAAUCGGGGGAAAUAUCACUCCCGAGUGACGGAGAUAGUUGGAGACGCAGGAGCAGGGGGUAUAGUCGCUUUCAGGAACCACCACUCGCAGCAGUAAUCAUCCCUAAGGACGAGGAUGACAUUCUUACUGCCGUAUGCCCACUCCCGUCUCGAUUUUAAACCGAUCAAGAAAGACUGACUGGGAAUAUGGGAGCAUAGAUGAAAUACGCCCAAGAAAGCAAGAAGGUGUUGCUAGUGAAAGGGGGUGGAAACGGACUGGCAAAGAUGAGCCAUCUUCGAGAUCUCAUCAUGCUUGAUCUCAGCGAAAUGAGUAAAGUCACUCUCAAUAUGGAGGCUAGGACAAUGGCAGUUCAACCGGGAGCCAGGGUCGAGGAGAUGUUAGAGGAGAUUGCGCAUAAAAAGUUUCGCUCUCGUGAGUUUUCAUUUACGAGCCUGCUCGUUCUUAUAUGGGCUGACUGGCCGUCUAGCAUUCCCUACGGGAGAUUGUGUGGGUAUAAUUGGAGUAACGCUCGGCGGUGACCAUGGUGUAUUCGACUGCGAGUACGGGCUCAUGAGCGAUAACCUGGUCUCGGUGAAGAUGAUCACUGCGAAGGGUGAAAGAUCUUUCUCAAUGCGACUGAGAACCCAGAUCUCUUCUGGGGGAUCAAAGGUGCGGGAAACAACUUCGUUCUUAUAACGGAGGCCACUUACCACGUACACCCCAAGACCCUCUUUUUCACCUCACCAUAGAGGCCUAUUACUCCCCAGACAAUCUGGAGCAAGUCUUCAAGGGGAUGAACGAACCGGAUAUGCCCCCGGAAUCCAGCUCUACAGUCUACUUUCUGCCCGACAGACGCGGCCCCCGGAACCUCGCAACCCCCACCUCUCCCUCCAAGUACAACCAAUUCCGCCACUAACUAUUUCCCCAAACAAAAAAGCCCAAUAUCCACCUUGCUUUCGUCUACCACGGAAAGCCAGACCCGGCAGGGGAGGCAUUCGAAAAAAUCUACAGUCACAUACCCAGAACAAAAACGACAGAGUCCCCAACAAGGUACCCGAGACUAAACACCGACAGGGGAAACUUGAUCCCUCUGCUUGAGUGCAAUCCCGACGGCUGGGGGUACGAGUACCGAAAGAACCAAUUCUCCGUCAGCAUGAAGACCCUCGACACAAGUGUUAUGGCAAUGGUGUACGAUGAAUUCUCGAACUUUGUCAGGAGUUACCAAGUGUAUUACUCUUCCACCGUGAAGUUUGAAUCCACAAGGGUGAAGAAGGGUGAUUCUACCACUAAUGAUGUGUACGCUCACAGGGACCAGAGACAUCAUGGGUACAUUCCUGCUCUACCCUUCCCUCUCCCCGAGAACUAGAAGGUUCUUCUAGCUAAUACAAAGGUAAUAUAACUCUCCUCAGCUAUGACGAAGAAGUCAACGACGCCAUAGCAACAGAAUUCGGGCACAGGAUCAGAGGCCUCCUGUAACACAACACCGACAACGGCGUACUCCACGUCUUGCCAAACUACGCUCGUGGAGAUGAGCCCCUCGGUGCGCUCUACGGGUACGACAUGGGAAGACUCAACAAGUUUGUCGCGCUGAAGAGGAAAUACGACCCAGAGCAGUUCUUCAGCGCAAUGACCCCAAUCCCAUUGGAACUUCCGGAAGACGUUCUCACCCAGACAGAGAACGGCGAGAAUAGGAUAAAGGUCUGGGGGGUCCUUGCCGGGAAGAAGAGAUUGACGGGGAAAUCUCCGGAGCCUCUAGAGGCUGCAGGAAUUGCAGGUGGGAGCCCUCUAGCCGCCAGAGGGGAGGAACUAGAAGAGCGCAAUCAAGCACGGGCAGAGACAACUGGACGAGAGAUUGGUCCUGAUGAAUCACAAACUCCUUUUCCUUUCGCUUAUUUCCGUUCCCUUGGACACCGCGUAUCAUACAUAAAUUUACUGGUGCCCUGCAUCAAGCAUAUUUGCAUUUUGAGUAGGUUAGCCCGGUUUUAGAAUGGUUUCUGUUUUUUUUUACGUCAUAUUUAAUGUGAGCUCUCUGGAUUCAUGGUUGGAAAUUGGUUGAUAUGCAUAACCUUGAAUGAAGCACCGUGAGAUCGAUAUCGGGCCUAUAAGUUCCAUCUGUAGUGUCGCGGGG